AUGGAAAAAUAUUUAGAGAAGGUUCGAAAGAACUUGGAAAAGUUCGAUUAUUUUAAAAUCAAACAAAUUCUGAGAGAACAAAACUCUAAUACCGACUCCCUGGCAAAACUAGCCUCGCAGAACGAACUUGAUGAAUUAAACUUGGUACCGGUGGAAAUGUUAAACGAGCCGAGUAUAUGUGAAAGGGAAGAAGUUGAGAUGAUAGAUAGCUCGCCUACUUGGAUGACACCCAUAGUCAAUUAUCUUCUCAACGGGCAACUUCCAGCUGACAAAGACGAGACACGUAAACUCUUGUAUUCGCUGCCUCGCUACACGAUAAUAGAAGGAAAAUUGUAUAGAAGGGGCUAUUCAAUGCCUCUCCUACGGUGUGUUCUCCCCAUAGAAGCAAAUGAGAUUAUCAAAGAAAUCCACGAAGGCUUUUGUGGAGAUCACGCAGAGCUAAGGAUGAUGACCUCGCCUUACCCAUUUGCAAUAUGGGAGAUUGAUUUGAUUGGAGCACUUCCACAGGGCGAGGAGGAGCAAAGUACGCAGUGGUUUGGAAUACCCAUUAAGAUAGUGUCUAAUAAUGGAACAAAGUUUGAUGGUGAGUUAUUCACUAAGUUCUGCGAGAGGAACAAGAUUAUUAAGAGCUUCUCGUCAGUAUCAAGGCAUCAAGCGAAUGGGCAAGUAGAAGUUGUUAAUAAGACCUUGAAGGAUACUAUCAAAAAGAGGUUGGAUGCCGCAAAAGGUAGAUGGGUCGAUGAACUACCACAAGUUCUUUGGGCUCACAGAAUAAUUAAGAAAAUAGCAACAGGGCAUACUCCAUUCUCGCUAGCAUUUGGCUCGGAAGCAAUGUUGCCAGUAGAAGUCAAUAUUGCGACCCAUAGACGAGAUUUUUAUAAUCAAGAAGAAAACCAAGAACUCUUGAAAUUGUCCUUGGAUCUACUUGAGGAAGAACGUAUUGAGUCGCAAAUUACUAAUGCAACCUAUCAACACCGAGUUACGAGAUAUUUUAAUAAGAAAGUGAAGAAAAGGCUCUUUAAUGUUGGUGAUUUGGUGCUAAGGUGA
Cannabis sativa is the source of this 1047-nucleotide messenger RNA. RefSeq lists its product as uncharacterized. The coding region runs from base 1 to 1047 and encodes 348 amino acids. The transcript has 3 exons. Gene Ontology annotation, biological process: DNA integration. Gene Ontology annotation, molecular function: nucleic acid binding. Lineage: Eukaryota; Viridiplantae; Streptophyta; Magnoliopsida; Rosales; Cannabaceae. The record is from RefSeq and is a predicted model, not a curated record.